AUGGAGCAUUGGCGUACCAACCAGCCUCAGGCUGUCCACCUGAGAAAGAUCGAGGUAGGCGUCGACGUUCGCACCACUAUCAUGCUGCGUAACUUUCCCAACCCCGCCGACUUCGAGGACUUCAAGAUCUUCCUUGAAGCCACCUCCGAUGGUCACUACGACUUCUCGUACUUGCGCGUUGAAUUUUCUUGCGGCAUUUGCUUCUCACCUUACAUUCUACAUGUGCUUCUUGUUGCAGCCCAAAACACCAACUCGACUGAAAUGAAGCAGCUGCUGCCGCACUGCGCGGACGGUGUCAAGAUUAACAGCAGCAUCGAAACUGCUAUGGCUGGCUGCGAAGAGGACAACGACGGUGCCAGAAGCUUCAUGAUCAACGAGUGA
Aureobasidium melanogenum CBS 110374 is the source of this 381-nucleotide messenger RNA. RefSeq lists its product as uncharacterized. The transcript has 2 exons. The record is from RefSeq and is a predicted model, not a curated record. Lineage: Eukaryota; Fungi; Ascomycota; Dothideomycetes; Dothideales; Saccotheciaceae. The coding region runs from base 1 to 381 and encodes 126 amino acids.